Messenger RNA from Lethenteron reissneri (Far Eastern brook lamprey), 2233 nucleotides. RefSeq names its product renalase, FAD dependent amine oxidase (gene RNLS). The record is from RefSeq and is a predicted model, not a curated record. Gene Ontology annotation, molecular function: oxidoreductase activity, acting on NAD(P)H. Gene Ontology annotation, cellular component: extracellular region. NCBI's taxonomy places the organism in Eukaryota, Metazoa, Chordata, Hyperoartia, Petromyzontiformes, Petromyzontidae.
AGCCUGCGGCGCGCUGACGGAGCGGUCCAUCGCGGCCUUCACACGCUGCUCGUGAAGGGCUUUUAGGGGCGUGGCCGCUCGUGGCUCCGCUCGCUCUUGCUACCCCGGGCUGAGCGGGGAGGUGGUGGUGCUUGGUGGCGAUGGCGGCGCGGGUUCUCGUGGUAGGCGCGGGGCCUGUGGGAGCGAUUAUCGCGGCGCUGCUCGCGAGGCGAGGGAGCGGCUGCGCGGUGCGCCUGUGGGACAAGGCCCGGGGCCCAGGUGGAAGAAUGAGCACAAGUAGAAGCCCCAACAAUGAAUCCUGUUCAGCUGACCUUGGAGCACAAUACAUUUCUGCCACACCAGCGUAUUGGCUGGAACAUGAGAAGUUUUACGAGGAGCUCCUAGAUAGGGGAAUACUUUAUCCCCUUCAAUCACAAGUCGACGGGAUGAAGGAGUAUGAAGAGAACAUCCGGCACUUCAUUGUUCCAGAAGGGACUUCUUCUUUGGUGAAAUACUAUCUUCAGGAGUCAGGAGCAGAGGUGCUGUAUAACCACCACGUGCAGCGAGUCCAUCUCGGUGAUGGGGUGGUGACGGUCGAGAAUCGGGACGGCUCAUCGGCCUGUGUCGAUACUCUCAUCCUCACCAUGCCUAUCCCACAAAUCCUGCAGCUGCAGGGCAACCUGCAGGCCAUGCUGAAUGCAGAUCAACGCAGAGCCCUGGAGAUGGCCACUUAUUCCUCGCGGUUUGCACUGGGCCUUUUCUAUAAUUCUGAUGCUGACUUUGAAUUCCCCUGGACUGCCAAAUAUGUCUCGGAUAACUCCGUCAUACGUUACAUCGCUGUCAACAAAAAGAAACGAAGUCAAGAAUGUGGUUCAGUGGGCCCUUCCCUGGUGGUCCACACGAAUGUGGCAUUUGGACAAAAGUACGUGGAUGAAGAUGUGAAUGUGGUGCAGCCCUUCAUUCUGGCAGAACUGAACAGGCUCCUGCCCGGGCUGCCUCAGCAUGCCUACGGAAAGUGCCACAAGUGGCGCUAUUCCCAGGUGACCAGGCCCGUUGGUGGGAGCGCAGGACAUAUGGUUCUGAGUGCGGAGCCUCUCAUUCUGUGUGCAGGAGACGGUUUCACUCAUUCCAACUUUGAUGGCUGUGUCAAGUCAGCCCUCUCGGCCGUUGAGGCUUUUAAAUCUAUAUUUUUAGAUGGAAAGUCUGGACAUUAAAUACCCACAUGCUGAUGUUUUCCAUUAAGAGAUGUCAGAUGCAAUUUAUUCUCUGGCAUAAUGUCAUGGAAACCAUUGCUGUAACAUCUUCUGCUUUUUUGAUAUCCGCAGUACAAGAUAAGCUAAAAUUGUGAAUUUAAUGCAAUAAUAUAUAUUUUAACAUUUUUAGGCAUCCAGCAAAGAAAAUUCAUUUUAUGAAACAAUAACGUGGUUCAGCCUGAUUUUUUUAUGAACGAAAAUGGUACGUUUGUGCAUUCUUGCACAUUUCACAAAUGCCUUGCAUGUAUUACUUUUCCCAAAUCUAAACGUCCAUCGUCAUCAUGGUAGACAUGCAAUGUGAUGAGCAGGAUCUCCCGAAGGUAGUGGCCAAUGUCGCAUGGCUAUACAACCGUGGGGAGCCCUUGUCUAGAUCUACGGAAAUCAGGGUAGCCUCAGAAACCAGUGGUAUCCACAGCAGAGCAGCGGCACUGGAAACUCAUAAUCUCACCAUAGGGUGAUGAGAAUCUAUGAGGUCAACAGCAUCGGAAUCUUACCCACCGCCUGCCAUUGCGCCUUGGCUUGAGCCUUAGUGAAUUCCUGUGUGGUUUCCAAUGUCACCAAUAUUGGUAAGGUUUCCAUUGCCAACCCGGGUUCCUCGGUAGCUUUAAAACGUGAGUAAGCAGACCCUCGUCAUAGCUGGGUUAUGUAUGUAUAUGUAUGUUGAACUUCUUUCACACUGUACGUAGCCAACCGCGAUAAUCAGAGGUGAUGAUGAUAAUAUCACGUAAAGGAAAAAAUUACAUUAAUUGAAAUUUGAAGAUAAUCAGAUGACCAGUAAGGUUUGAACAAGGUCGGCACACUUGAAGUAAAGAUUCUGAUUGUGUGAGUGCUGUACCAAGUGGUCUUUCUGAAUUUCUCGUGCCAGUUUUUGCUGUGAUUUCUAUUUGCUUUGAUUGCUGUCCUUUUAUUUUAUUUUGGUGACCCGGGUCACUCUUGCAAAUGAGACCAUUGUUGUGUAUUCAUCUCUUACCUGGUUACACAAAAUAAACUUGAACCUGAUG